This is a messenger RNA of Setaria italica (foxtail millet), 1742 nucleotides long. Its product is annotated as armadillo repeat-containing protein 6. The transcript is spliced from 8 exons. The record is from RefSeq and is a predicted model, not a curated record. Lineage: Eukaryota; Viridiplantae; Streptophyta; Magnoliopsida; Poales; Poaceae. Gene Ontology annotation, molecular function: protein binding. Bases 103 to 1485 code for a protein of 460 amino acids.
AUUCAAAACUGCGGUCUGUCUUAGGAAAGGGGAAAACCCCAAGCAAAGCCUUCGUUCUAUUCAUCAUCACUCGCGGCACCAAACCCAUAGGCAGAGCAGGAAAUGGCGAUCGCGAUCUCGCAGGAGGCCUUCGACGCCAUGGUCCGGGAGAACAUGGAGGACCUCGGCAUGGACGCCGACGAGGCCCUCGCCGACGCCGUCGAAGCCCUCACUCUCCAGGGCGCUGAUCUGUCCGGGAUCAUCAAGCGCGUGCCCGGAGAGGCCGCCGCGGCGGAGGUGAGCCCGAUGGUGCGGGUGCUGGACGAAUUGAAGGCUUCUCACAGUGCCAGUGGCGGGUUGGGGCAGGAUCUGGACGGCUUGGUCUCUCUAAUCGAUGAGUUGCGCGGCCUGUGCUGCUCCGGAGAUGGGACGGAGAAUGCAGCGAUCGCGGUGCGGAAUGGCGGCGUGGAGGCGCUCGUCGCCCUGUGCGCGUCGGCUCGAGUUGCGCAGGAGAGACUGCUUGGGUCGGCCUUAAAGGCGUUGAGCUCCCUGCUCAGGGACAUUGGAAGCACCGAGAAGUUCAGACAAAGCGAGGGGCCCAAAAUUGUCAUGGAUAUCUUGAAAGGUGGCUCAGAAAGUUCAGAUUUACUGGAUGCUGGAUUUAGUGUUGUGGCAGCAGGUUCUGCUGGCAAUGAAGUUGUGAAAGAAUCCUUUAUGGACUUGAAGGUUGAUGAACUCAUUCUACAUGUUAUGAGGGAGAAAUCAAAAACUAAUGUGCAAAGCUUGUAUGAUGCCAUACGUGUUCUGUUGACGCCUGAUGACAACCGAGUGGUGGCUUCUCAAGUAUAUGGAUACUCCCGGAGGUUUGCAGAAAUUGGGAUUGCAGAAGUUCUUGUCAGUGCACUUCGUGAACAAGUUGCUCCUUCCAGCUUGCCAUCUGCUUGUGCUGCUUUAAAGUCGAUCGCUGUCAAUGAUGAAAUAUGCCGUUCGAUAUCUGAAAAUGGGGGAACUGAUGUGCUGCUUCAAUGCAUCGAUGAGGCUGGUGAACAGAAGAACAAAGUUAUUGCAAAAUCUUGUUGUUCUUUGUUGUCUAAGUUGGCUGCGAGCGAUGCAAACAAGUCUGUUAUCAUCCAGCGAGGUGGUUUUGAUAGGUCCUUAAAGUUGGCAUCCAGAUUUUCAGAAGAUCCUUCUAUACUACAGGAGGUGAUGUCUAUGGUGACGGUUCUUACAUUGAGGUCACCAGAAAAUGCAGCGCGUGCAAUGGAAAUAGGCUAUGGAACUCUGGCGAUCCAGGCAAUGCAACGGUUCCCCUCCUCCGGCCAGACUCAGAAGCAAGCUUGCCUUAUGAUUCGCAAUCUUGUUGUCCGAAACCCUGAGAACAGGACCAUCCUACUUAAUGAUGGUGCAGAGAAGCUUAUUAGAAAGGCCAAGGUGAUGCAUGGAAGCUGCAAAGAUGCUGCCUCGUCAGCAUUGAGGGACCUGGGCUUGGACAAUUACAACGCAUAGACACCAUACGGAGCCUACCUAGGUUGUGUUAAAGUUUGACCAUGGUAGAAUGUUUUGGAGAGAAAUGCAUGAUGCGUGAGUUAUCUGGUGCCACGGCACAAUGGAAUGAGUUUGUAGAAUCGGACUACCGUGCUUGCAUCUGUAAGCGGCCCAGUUUUGCGCUGCACGAUACUACUAGCUAGCAUCGGGUGUUUGGUUCGACGAAUCACCUCAUCUAGAAUAGAUGAAAUGGUCUAUCAUGAAGUCAUCCUAUGAAA